AUGCAGAGAAAAAUUCGUACUAGAAGCACACCAUCAGUUGAACCUCUUCUAUUGGAUCCUGAAGUUGAAAAGACAGCAAGAAGAAACAAUAGCCGAAGAAGGAGAGAAAACAGAACUUCGAGAGACAUUUCUCCCGCACCUGUAAUCUCUGAGCAACCAAACUCUUCCACAGCUAAUCAGGAAAUGGGGGAUAUGGGUGAUGAUAUGAAUGGCAAUGGUGAUAGACAAGCAAGGCGCACCUUGGAAGACUACUCUACUUUCGCAGGACCGCUCCACUUUAAUAGUAUUGCUCGACCACGGGUAAAUGCUGUGAACAUGGAAAUGAAGCCUGCUCUCAUCCAUCUGGUGCAGAGUAAUCAGUUUAAUGGCCUAUCACACGAGAAUCCUUAUAAUCAUUUGGCAACUUUCUUGGAAAUUUGCAACACUGUAAAGAUUCAUCAAGUGCCAGAUGAAGCGAUAAGGCUCAGCUUAUUUCCAUUCUCCUUGGGAGGUAAUGCGAAGAUGUGGCUAAACUCUUUCCCUGAAAAUAGUUUCACUACUUGGGAGGAUGUUGUGGCAAAAUUCCUCAACAAAUUCUUUCCACAGUCCAAGGUUAACAAAGGGAAACAGGAGAUUUCAUCUUUUCAGCAAGAUGUCAAUGAGACUCUGAGUCAAGCCUGGGACAGAUUCAAAGGGCUACUGAGAAAGACACCCACUCAUGGGUUUGAUGAGCCUACUGUUCUCAACAUGUUUUUGGGAGGAUUGAGAUCCCAAACCAAAUUGAUGUUAGAUGCCUCAGCUGGAGGAAAUAUCCGUUGGAAGACACCUGAAGAAGCCCAUGAGCUAAUAGAAAACAUGGCUGCAAAUGAUAGUGAAUUGCAGAAUGAAAGGGCUCAGCAAAAAGGCAUGUUUCAACUACAAUCUCAGGAUGCUCUACUAGCCCAAAACAAGAUAAUGACCCAACAGCUUGAAGCGCUCAUGAACAAACUCUCUCAAUUGCCAAAGGAACUCCAGAAUGUUUCACAAGCCCAACAUCAAGGGUGUGAAUUGUGUGGUGGAGAACAUGCUAAUGGUCAUUGUGCUAUGCAGGUCAAUACCCAAGAAGACGUGAACUAUAUGGGUAAUCAGAACCGUAACAAUCACUAUAAUCAAGGAUGGAGACUGCACCCAAGCAUGGGCCAAGGACAAGCUGGACCUUCAAACAGACCACCUCAACAACAAUACCAACCACACCCCUCUUUAUCAGACAGGACCUCUAAAUUGGAGGACACUCUUCAACAAUUCAUGCAACAAUUGGAGAUAAAAAUACCAUUCUCAGAAGCACUACAACAAAUGCCGGCCUAUGCAAAAUUCAUGAAGGAACUCCUCACUAAAAAGAGGAAAUACAUUGAGGAAGAGACCAUUGAAGUUCAAGAUGAUUUCAAACCAGCAACUCAACCUCAAAGAAGGCUAAAUCCAGUCAUGAAAGAGGAGGUGAGAAAAGAGGUUCUCAAGCUUCUUGAGGUAGGGAUCAUUUAUCCUAUCUCUGAUAGCACAUGGGUAAGUCCUGUGCAAGUGGUCCCGAAGAAGGGCGGCAUGACAGUUAUAUGUAAUGAGAAAAAUGAGCUUAUACCUACACGAACUGUCACUGGUUGGAGAAUGUGCAUUGACUACCGGAAGUUGAAUAAGGCCACAAGAAAAGACCAUUUUCCACUCCCCUUUAUGGAUCAAAUGCUGGAAAGAUUAGCAGGGCAAGCUUUCUACUGCUUUUUGGACGGUUAUUCUGGCUAUAAUCAAAUAGCUGUAGAUCCAAAAGAUCAAGAAAAGACCGCAUUCACGUGCCCCUUCGGUAUAUUCGCUUAUAGAAAGAUGCCUUUUGGGCUUUGCAAUGCCCCUGCCACCUUUCAAAGAUGCAUGCAAGCUAUAUUCUCCGAUCUUGUGGAGAAAUGUAUAGAAGUCUUCAUGGACGACUUCUCAGUGUUUGGAAGCUCAUUUGACUUAUGUCUGGCAAAUUUAGAAACAGUUUUGAAGAGAUGCAUCCAAACCAACCUCAUUCUUAACUGGGAAAAAUGUCACUUCAUGGUGACGGAAGGGAUUGUUCUAGGGCAUAAAAUUUCUUCCAAAGGAAUUGAAGUGGACAUAGCUAAAGUGGAAGUCAUUGAAAAGCUUCCACCACCAACUAAUGUGAAAGGAAUUCGAAGCUUUCUUGGGCAUGCUGGCUUUUAUAGAAGAUUCAUUCAAGAUUUCUCCAAGAUUGCUAAGCCCUUAAGCAAUCUCCUUGUAAAAGAUACACCAUUUGAACUGAAUGAGGAAUGCUUGAAGGCAUUUGAAGCAUUGAAAGCCAAGCUAAUUUCCGCUCCGGUGAUCAUAUCUCCUGAUUGGAACAAAGAUUUUGAAUUAAUGUGUGAUGCUAGUGACUAUGCUAUUGGUGCAGUGCUUGGACAGAGAAGAGAGAAAGUGUUCCACACAAUCUACUAUGCAAGCAAGGUCUUGAAUGGAGCUCAACUAAAGUAUGCAACCACGGAAAAGGAAUUUCUUGCCAUAGUGUAUGCAUUAGAGAAAUUCAGACCCUAUCUCAUAGGUUCAAAGGUAAUUAUUUACACUGAUCAUGCUGCUAUCAAGUAUUUGCUUACCAAGCCUGAUUCCAAACCAAGAUUGAUAAGAUGGGUUCUUAUGUUGCAAGAAUUUGAUUUGGAGAUCAGAGAUAAGAAAGGAAGCGAAAAUGUCAUUGCUGACCAUCUCUCAAGACUUGUCAAUGAUGAAGUUACAACUAAAGAGAGAGAAAUCCGUGAAGAGUUUUAUGAUGAGAACUUGAUGAUGGUCCAACAAAGGCCCUGGUUUGCUGACAUAGCUAAUUUCAAAGCUGCGGGAAUCCUUCCAGAUGAUCUUUCAUGGCAACAAAAGAAGAAAUUCUUAAAUGAUGCUAAGCAGUUUGUUUGGGAUGACCCCUAUUUAUUCAAACUAGGAGCUGACAAUCUCUUGAGGCGGUGUGUACUAAAAAACUAUGAGGUGAAACAUAAAGUUGCUUCCCCAUAUCAUCCUCAAACCAAUGGGCAAGCGGAAGUAUCAAACAGAGAAAUCAAGAGGAUUCUAGAGAAAACUGUUUCUUCUUCCAAGAAGGAUUGGUCAUUAAAACUGGAUGAUGCUCUGUGGGCCUACAGGACUGCAAUGAAAACACCUGUUGGGAUGACUCCCUUUCAACUAGUCUAUGGCAAAUCUUGUCAUUUACCGGUGGAGAUGGAGCACAAAGCUUAUUGGGCCCUGAAGUUCUUGAACUUUGACUCUACCUUGUCUGCAGAAAAGAGAAAGUUGCAAUUACAGGAGUUGGAGGAAAUGAGAUUGACAGCUUAUGAUAACUCCAAGAAUUACAAAGAGAAGGUUAAGUUGUAUCAUGACAAAAAGCUCUUAAAGAGAGAGUUUCAACCUGGCCAACAAGUUUUACUCUUCAAUUCCAGAUUCAAGAUUCUUCAAGGCAAAUUGAAAUCAAAGUGGUCUGGACCGUUCAUCAUAAAGGAGGUAAAGCCCCAUGGGGCUAUUGAGUUGGUUAACCCUGCAGCAGAUGAUCCAAACAAAAGUUGGGUGGUAAAUGGACAGAGGCUGAAACAGUACCUAGGCGGUGAGAUUCAGCGUCUCACAACAAUCAUUCACCUCUCAGAUCCAUGA
Messenger RNA from Vigna angularis (adzuki bean), 3621 nucleotides. RefSeq lists its product as uncharacterized. Gene Ontology annotation, biological process: DNA integration. The record is from RefSeq and is a predicted model, not a curated record. The coding region runs from base 1 to 3621 and encodes 1206 amino acids. Gene Ontology annotation, molecular function: nucleic acid binding. The transcript has 4 exons. Lineage: Eukaryota; Viridiplantae; Streptophyta; Magnoliopsida; Fabales; Fabaceae.